Messenger RNA from Sitophilus oryzae (rice weevil), 3658 nucleotides. Its product is annotated as zinc finger protein 808-like. The transcript has 16 exons. The coding region runs from base 367 to 3651 and encodes 1094 amino acids. Gene Ontology annotation, molecular function: zinc ion binding. The record is from RefSeq and is a predicted model, not a curated record. Lineage: Eukaryota; Metazoa; Arthropoda; Insecta; Coleoptera; Curculionidae. Gene Ontology annotation, cellular component: nucleus.
UGUAUGUUAUUAUUAUAUUAAUUAGUAUAAUAAAUUUAAUCUUAAGAUAUUAACCAGUUCGUUUUAAAAAUAUUCUACCAGAUUCAUAUUUGACAUAAAACAUAUGUUUACCGCUGGGUAACGGUAAAUACCGAAGGUAUAAUUUUCGUAAACGCCUAAUAGUGUUUAAACAAUUUAGUUACCAUAUUACUAUUGUGCUUUUGUAGUGGUUUUUUAUUUAUAUAAUUUAGUUUAUUUGACAUAAACAAUCAUUUAGCAUCCAUGUUUUACCACAUUUUUUUCAAACAGCAGCAGGCUCUGAAGAUUAUGUUUUGAAUAUAAUAACUGAUCAUAACUGAUAAUAAUCAAUUUUUUUAUUAAUGUAAAAUGAAUACGAAACUCUGUAGAACAUGUGGACACGCAGGCGAAGAUUAUAUAGAUAUUUUUAAAACCGAUGGCUUGAAACACAAAAUAGAAACUUGUUUACCUUUAAUAAUUGAUUUACAUUCUCUCUUACCUGAUUCCAUUUGUAAAAAGUGCCAUAACAAAAUAGAGAGUUUUUACGUUUUUACAAAAAAUUGUCUGCAAAAUAUAAUUAUCUUAGAAUCAAAGUUAGACAUUGAACAAUCAUGUUUAAAGAGUCAGAGAAGAAAAGAUAAAAGCUGUUUAGCUUCUAUAUCUCUGUCCAAAGAGUGUAAGUCUGUCCAGACUGAAGAUAUUUCAUUUAACGAAUCUCAUUCGAUAAGCUCAUUAAGUAGCCAGAACUUUUGCUAUAGAGAUGAUUCAGAUGAGGUAAAUCACAGAUCUGAGAGGGGCAAUAAACAUAAAAGGAAAGGUGAACAUAUAGAAAGCACAUGGACUAAGAUACGUAGAUCAAAUUCUGGAAAUAGAAGAAAAUGUAAUCAGGAUGAUGAAUUUAUGGAUGGAUUUAAUUUGCAUGAUGCCUCAAUGGAAAAAAAAGAUUUGCCUGAUUUAGUUAAUAUUAAUGAUUUGAUCAAAACUGAACCCUUGGAUGAAUCUCCAGACAAAACGCCAUCUUUACACCCCACAUUUAUCUGUCCUAAUUGUCCAGCUAUAUUUUCCAAUAAAAACGAUCUAUUUCUACAUUUACAACUGAAUCAUUCUGACGAAUCAGUGUUUCUGUGCGGUGUAUGCCUUUAUCAAGUUGAUACACGUUCAAAACUAAAAGAUCACGUAGAAAAAUGUAUGUUAAAAAGUCCAGUAUCAACCAAAUUUUAUUGUGAAGUCUGUUAUUUUGGUGAAGAUAACUUUAAAGUUCUGGAAAAUCACGUUUUGUUUCAUAAGUUCCUAAUUGAAGCCUGCCAAAAAGAGGUUAGAAAUUUUGAUCCAGAGGAUUAUAUCGCAAUUAAUUCAAAUCUGAACAAAGUCCAUUCAUCUCCUGUUAAGUAUUUCACCUGUCUGGAAUGUAAUAGGUCAGAUUUUGAUACGUUUAGUAAAUUUUCAGCUCAUCGCAGAAGUGAUCAUUCUAUAUAUCAUUGUGAUUUGUGUAGUAAGUUCUAUGAGCACAAAUCACUUCUAUGGAAACACGUAACGCAAAAACACAAAAACCAUCCUUGUGUCACCUGUCAAAUUUGCUUCAAAACGAACUCCUCGAAAUAUCGCCUGGCUCAGCAUUUUCGUAAAAGGCAUAAUAAUUUUUUAGAAAACGAUAAUUUCGUCGAUCCGGUAGAUAAAGAUCACGAUGUACAGGAGGAUUUUGAAGAAGGGCAUACAGAUUGUGAUAGUAAUUCUUUAAAAACGUUUUCUGAGCAUGAAAGCAGUAAUUCUUUGGAUAAAAAAAUAGCUGCAAUAGAAACUCAUGUUUCUUCUGAUGUAUAUGACAAUAUUAAAGAUGAGGGUGUGUUGAAAUGCUUAAAAUGCUCUAAAACGUUCACUAAACAGGCAUUGUUAGACAGCCACCAAGAGAAUUGCAGUUCUAGUCUACAGAAAGGUUCAUUAACUAAAUGCAAGACAUGCGCAAAAGUCUUUAGAGACCGUAAAAGACUGGCCCGACAUAUAAUAAACCAUCAUUCUGAUUAUAACUGCGAAAUAUGUAAAGAACAAUUCCAAAGCAAAUGUGAUAUCGUUAGUCAUAUAAGGUUUGAACAUCCGUCUAGUCAUUUGGAAUGUUCGGUUUGCGAGAAUAUACUGAGGUGUCAAAAAGAUCUACUAGGCCAUUUAGGAAACCACGAGAAUUCAUAUGUCUGCCAGUUUUGUGCAGAUACCUUAGACAGCAAGAUGAAAUUGAAAAUGCACAUUUUAAGCAUGCACCAUCAACUGCUAAGUUUGAGUUGCAGCUUUUGCUUGAAGCGAUUUGAGAACCAGAAAAUUCUCAGAGAUCACGUGACGUGCGUGCAUAAACACCAGCUAAAUCCUCUGACGUCAUGUCCGGUUUGCGGCAACCAUUAUGGGUCCAAAAGGAAAACACUUGAUCACGUAAAAAAGAGUCACGGGAGCACUUUUAAGGUUUGCAGGAUUUGUUUGGAGCUUUUCGACAGCGAAACGCAGUUGGAAGAUCACGUAAAAUUAGUUCAUAUAAAGCAUAGCGUACCUAAUAAUGUACAAUCGAAAACUAGUACAAAGCCCUGUGAUCUGUUAAAAUCUGAAGAAAGUAAUUCUAACUGUGAUGCAAUCACAAUCGGUAUGGAUUACCUGAAUAGUGCAAGUGAAUAUACAGAUAGUGAAGAGUAUGAUGAUCAUAGAUCGGUUGAUUUAAAUGAGAAACAAAGACAUUUAGACCAGCAAUUAAGUAAUUCAAACGAAGAAAAAAUGAUUUUACUGGAAAAACGUUUGGUUGCCAAAGAGACUCGGGAUAUAAUUGACGAAAGUAGCAAAAAUAAAAAUCAUUUAUAUAAAGCAUUAAAACAAAGUGAUGGUUUAAAAUCUUCUAAAGAUAAACCAAAGGACAAAAUAAUACAAUCUCCUGAUUCUACUAAAUUUAGUACAAAUAAUUUCAAGAGAACCGUGUAUGUUGAGAGCAACGACCCUGCUUGGUGUCAAAUUUGUCAUAAGUCGUUUCCUGCCAAGAAACAUCUGUGGCAACAUUUCAUAAGGUGUCACAAGAAAGAUUCCGCUACAGUUUGUGGAAUUUGUUUGAAGAUAAACACGGAUUAUGAGACUCUACAAAAGCAUUUAAGAAGUACCCAUAUGGACUUGUUAGACGGGUCAAAGUUUAUAUGUAGGAUUUGUGGCAGAUAUCACAAUGCCAAUACAAAGCUGCAGCAUCACAUGGCGAUUCACGUGAAUUUCGAUUGGAACUUGUUAGACGCUUUCCCACCUCUCAAAUCGUUUAGUUUAAAUUCCAAACUUUCCAAUAUGAAGCAGGAGGAUAAUCACAAUUCAGAUUAUAGCCAAGUUUACGGCAAUAGUGAAACUUUGUCCACAUUGUCGCAACAAAAUCAGGAGAAUAACCAGAUGGGUUCUGAUACAGAUGAGGAAGAUACUAGAGAUAAUGAAGUAAAAAAUUUCCAAAACCAACCAGAAAAUUAUAAAAAAAAUAUAAGGAAUUUUCUUAGGCCUAAGGCUGAGGAAUUAGACUCAGCAAUCGAAUCUAUAACUUCGAGUUUAAAACAGGAAAUAAUUGAUUUGACUGACGAUUUAUCCGAUUCAGAUCAAAUCGUUCAUUCUCAAAAUGAGACUGAAAUUGAGUCGGCCGUUGGUAGUAUUUUAUAAAAAAAAA